AUGAUGUCCGAAAAGAUCCUUCGGCGACGUCUUCACUCAAAAUAUAAACGAAAUUGGCGUUAUGAGACGCAGAACAAAGCACUGCACGAAGUUUUGAGUAUGGCAGACGUUUUAGAGACAUCAAGUACGGAAGAAGAAGAAGAAACUAAUUUACAUGAUGAUCAACCAACAGUCGUGAAUUCAUUGUUCAACGACCAUUUAUCUGUGUACUCGGUUUCUGUAGACUCAGACACAGACUCUGAAUCUGAAAUUCUCAAAAAUGAAUCUAAUAUUAAUUGUAGCGACAAUGAAGUUGAUGAAAGCGACUGUUAUUUUGAAGAUUUUAUGGAUGAAAUGGACAUGCAUAAUAAUAAUCGCACAACUCCACUUUAUGCUGGUAGUCCUAUAUCUGUUCAUGAUGCAUGUGUUCGAUUGAUACGUUUGGCGCAUUCGCUAUCUCGACAAAAGUAA
This is a messenger RNA of Rotaria socialis, 450 nucleotides long. The record is from the annotation of a GenBank genome assembly. Lineage: Eukaryota; Metazoa; Rotifera; Eurotatoria; Philodinida; Philodinidae.